Molecule: messenger RNA, 2145 nt
Organism: Symbiodinium sp. CCMP2592
Lineage: Eukaryota; Dinophyceae; Suessiales; Symbiodiniaceae
Source: the annotation of a GenBank genome assembly
AUGGCGCGCACCGGACUCGACUUUCCGGAAGAUGCAGAGGGAAAGAGGAGCACCACAGGGACGAAUCAAGGCGCCUUUGCCGCCUCAGUGAAAAGCUUCAAGGAAGCCCACGAGGCCGUCGUGGCGGAAAAGAAGUGGCGCUUUGGCUAUGUGAAGCAUGUAGUCCGCCAGACACAGCUGGCGGCCACGUCAGAGGAGGCAGCUCUGGGCAUUGCGAAGGAUGGGCUCGAGUACCUGCACUCCAACAUGCAAUUCUGCAGAGAUGGAUCCAGUGUUUCGCUGAAGGAUGCCAUGAAGAGCAUCCAGGCCAGCUCCUUCGAGACGAAGGAGAUCCGGGGCUCAAAGAAGCCCGGACCCAGGGCCAUGGAGGUUCCCUACAAAGGAUCCGUCCUCACCGGUGAUGCACUGCGAGCGCAGGUGGAGCUGUGGGUCCGGCGCGGAGUCAUCGAGUUGGACACCGGUGCUGCGCUAAAUCUGGUGGCAGGCAGCUCUGACUGGCUCGAUCUUUCAGAUCACACAUUCGUGCUCUUCGGCGCGGGCUCGGCGAUGGGCCCCUUUCCAAUUUUGAUGUCCUUGGGUGCUCAUGUGGUGGCAAUCGACCUACCGCGGCCGGCCAUCUGGAAGAGGCUCAUAUCAGUCGCCCGAGACUCCCCUGGCAAGCUGACGAUGCCUCUGACGAAAAAGGUAUCCGAUUCUGCUGACGAUGCAGAGCUGGCCGAAUGUGCUGGUUGUGACCUGCUGAUGCAAACUCCCGAGGUGCGAAGCUGGCUGAAGGGUGUCUUAAGCUCCUCCCAGCGCGUCGUUUUGGGGGCCUACUGCUAUGCGGACGGCCCUCUCUUCGUGCGAGUAAGCGUCGCCAUGGACGCCAUCAUCGCAGACUUGGUGGAGGAGCUGAAGGUGCCGCCUGCGAUCGCCUACCUUUGCACACCAACUGAUGCUCACGUUUGCACCGCCAGCGCUCGCGAUGCUGCUGCCGAUGCACUCCGCAAAGCUCCUGCGUGGCAGGGCCUCCUCAGUCGCCUCCUCUCCUUCGCCAAGAUGGGCCUGGCACCCAACAAGGUGAAGACGGAGGACGGUGCCCUUCCGGUGGUUGACGCCCUGGUCAAAGAGCAGGGUCCGAACUACUGUUUGGCGAAGCGAUUGCAGCACUGGCGGGCCAUCACGGCGCGAAAGAAAGGCUGCAUCGUGUCGAGCAACAUUGCUCCUGCUACUGCCACGGCCUCCGUGGUGUCGAACAAGUCCUUUGCACUGGCAUACAAAGGUAUGCACCAUUUCAAGCCUAUGGAAGUGUUCCAAGGUGAGACUUCGAACGCUGUGAUGCUGGCGCUUUUGAUCAACGAUCUCCGGAAUCCGCUCAGCGCAGGCCAGCCAGCCACGGCUCUGCAGAAUCCGAUGCAACUUUUCGCUGCCACUGCAUUCCACGGCGGCGCCUGGAGAACUGGCUGGAAGUUUGGCACCAUCGGCCCGUGCUCGGCCAUCGCGUACAUCACCACAGGCAUGUUGGUGAAAUUGUGGCUCGUCCUAUACUCCGUCAUCCAGUGCCUGGGCUGGGCCUACGCACUGCUUCUUCUCCCGGGCGGCCCCCAGAAUGCCGACGAGAUCAUCGCGCGAUUCACAUACUUCCAGAUAGCAGAGGUUGUGCAUGCAGUGACCGGCAUGGUUCCCUCCAAUCCCGUCACCACGGCCAUGCAGAUACUUUCGAGGGUCGGCUUAGUCCAGGUUGUAGCUUGUGCUACCAGCAGUGCUGCUCGGGAGAAGAUGCUGCCAUGGAUGACUCUCUUCUACUACGCCUGGUGCAUCACUGAGGUCGUGCGGUAUACGUAUUACGCCUUGAACACCUUCGGCGUCCAGGUUUUCCCCCUGACGUGGCUUCGAUACUCCACUUUCCUGAUCCUGUACCCCUUGGGCGUGACAGGUGAGCUUGGCACUGUCUACUCCGCACUGCCGGAGAUGACGGACAUGGCUGCCAAGGGCCCAUGCGGGCUGGCUUGUGGAACCAUUGCCGUGGCUUCGUUCCGAUUAGGCUUCACCUGCUUGCUUGGUGUGUAUCUGCUGGGAUUCCCGCUUCUUUUCGGCACGAUGCUCGCGCAGAGGAAGAAGGUGCUGCGGAGAUCAUCCGUGGGCGCCAAGAAGAAGUCUAACUGA